ACAAUCCACCAUUUGUUGUGCAGGAUAAGAAGACCGCCACCACCACCACCUCUCCUCCGCCAUAACUUCUUCCUCCAUUUUCGUUUCUUCUUCUUCUUCCUUCAAACCCCCAUUCCCUUAAAUUCUCUGAAUUUGAAUUUGAAUUUGAAUUUGAAUUUGGCUAUGUUUAACGCACAUUUCCUCCUCUCCUUAUCUCUCCUCCUCUCAUUCCCACUGCUCUUCCUCUUCGUCCCACGAUUCCUCCCGCAGCGCCACGUCGAAAUCUCCCUCCCCGACGAGCUCGACGACCUCGCCCUCUUCCGCCGCGCCACCCUCGCCUCCCUCUCCGACAACGCCGCCUCCUCCGCCACCGCCACCGCCAAACCCAAAAUCGCCUUCCUCUUCCUCACCAACACCGAUCUCCAUUUCGCCCCCCUCUGGCAACUCUUCUUCCGGGGCAACGACCCCCUCUACAACAUCUACAUCCACGCCGAUCCCUUCUCCAAAGUCUCCCCUCCCGGCGGCGUCUUCUCCGGCCGCUUCGUCGCCGCCAAAAAAACCCAGCGCGCCAACCCAACCCUCAUCUCCGCCGCCCGCCGCCUCCUCGCCAACGCCCUCCUCGACGACCCCCUCAACGCCUACUUCGCCGUCAUCUCCCAGCACUGCAUCCCCCUCCAUUCCUUCCAAUACGUCUACAACUCCCUCAUCUUCAAACCCGCCGCCGCCACGUCAUCACCCUCCUCCUCCCUGUACCGGAGCUUCAUCGAGAUACUAGACGACGAGCCGCAGCUAUGGGACCGAUACAUCGCCAGGGGCAAACAGGUAAUGCUGCCCGAGGUCCCCUUCACCCGGUUCCGGGUCGGGUCGCAGUUCUUCGUUCUGACCCGGCAGCACGCGCUCGUCGUGAUCAGGGAUCGGAGGCUGUGGAGGAAGUUUAAACUGCCGUGCCUGAAUCUCGACUCGUGCUACCCGGAGGAGCAUUAUUUCCCGACCCUUUUGUCGAUGGAGGAUCCCGAUGGCUGCACGCAUUAUACCCUGACCCGGGUUAAUUGGACCGGGAGCGUGGGCGGGCACCCGCAUACAUACCGCCCGCCCGAGGUUUCGCCCCGGCUUAUUCACCAGCUGCGUCAGUCGAAUUCUAGUUACCCGUUUAUGUUCGCGAGGAAGUUUUCGCCCGAUUGCUUGCAGCCGUUGCUCGAUAUGGCGGAGAAAGUUAUUUUCAGGGACUGAAAUUUUUUCGUGUCCGGGUCGAAGUGUCGGGAGGAAUCUAUAUCUCUUUAUACGGAACUUGAAUUAUUAUUAUUAAUAUGUGUAUGGCAAAGUUUCAAAGCUAGGCCGAAGGCCUAACUAUGUGUUGGUUGUGUACAUAGAAGAAAUGGGGAAUGGACGCUAUUUUAACACGGGCGGUGAAGUAAGUGGGCUUAGAGUGGAGUCGACAGGAAAUGCGCAAAGGCUCGUUGCACUUUUUUUUCCUUGGUUUCGUUUUUUUUGGUCGAAGAAAAUUAAAAUGGAGUCUCCCAUUUGCCCCCCUCUAAUCCGCCAUCCUACUUUCGGGGUUUUUUUUGUAAUUUUUUUUAAAUGUGACUUGUGAUGUAUGUAUUGUUCGUUUUUUUUUUUUUCGUUUUUUGGGUUUUCUUUUUUUUUUUUGUUAUUUUGAAGAUAAUAUUGGCGCCAUUUCAAGUUUGACAUGCUCUGCUAUACAUGUAUAAAAAUGUUGUCACUGUAAAAGAAUUAUGAUUUCUGUGGUC
Messenger RNA from Erythranthe guttata (spotted monkey flower), 1727 nucleotides. RefSeq names its product glycosyltransferase BC10. Lineage: Eukaryota; Viridiplantae; Streptophyta; Magnoliopsida; Lamiales; Phrymaceae. Gene Ontology annotation, cellular component: membrane. Gene Ontology annotation, molecular function: glycosyltransferase activity. The record is from RefSeq and is a predicted model, not a curated record.